Ictalurus punctatus (channel catfish) is the source of this 3687-nucleotide messenger RNA. RefSeq names its product neurexophilin-1. The record is from RefSeq and is a predicted model, not a curated record. Lineage: Eukaryota; Metazoa; Chordata; Actinopteri; Siluriformes; Ictaluridae. Bases 422 to 1270 code for a protein of 282 amino acids. The transcript is spliced from 2 exons. Gene Ontology annotation, molecular function: signaling receptor binding.
CGCCGCUGUGUGAGAGGAGUUUCCGUGCGCUACGGUCCGGCUCGCUCCAGUCUGGAUCCCUACCGUGCUGUUUACAGCGAGGAUGAGGAAGACGUCCUUAACUCCCUUAAUUCAUCACCUCUGAGCGGAGUAAAACUGUAGGCUCCUGAUCCUGUCCGCGUUUCACGGAGAUGAUGAUAAGGUGUCACACUGGCAGCUCUCGAUCACACUACGGAUGUCGUCAUGCGCCCCAGUGGCGUCGCUGAGUAGCGGGGAGUCACUGUGCCAGGUCCGGUCACACCGGGAAAGUUGCGCUCGAGAGUGUUGUGUGGGACAUGGGAGCACGCCUGGGCCGAGUAGGAUACGCUGGUGAAGGAUCGGCGUCCUGAGUGGCGAGCUGUUUGUUGGUGUCGGGAGAUCCAGGGUGCGUCGCACCGGCGCCAUGCGCACCGAGCACAGCUUCGUUUUGCUGCUCCUCAACGGGACGGCGUGCCUGUUGGUUUUGGCACAGGAAGAUCACCACUCCUCCUCUUCGCUGAUUCCUAAGUCCUCCUCUCUUGCAGAACCCUCUAAGACUCUGAGUGUUCUGGGCGGUCAGGGCUCUGUCUCCCCCCUCAGCCGCUGGGUGCUGCACAGCCGCAGUCGAGCAGCCAAUGCUUCAGCGCUAGAGCUACCCUACCGCUCACCUGUACCCUUCUCCAAGCAAGAAUUCUGGGAGAUGCUGGGCAGUGACCUCCUCAAGCCUGACACCAGCUCUGAUGAUGAUGCCUCAGCGAGCUCUCGUGUCAAGCGCCGUCCCAUCGUCAAGACAGGCAAGUUUAAGAAGAUGUUUGGCUGGGGUGACUUCUACUCUAACAUCAAGACAGUGCGUCUCAACCUGCUCAUCACUGGCAAGAUUGUGGACCACGGUAAUGGGACAUUCAGUGUCUACUUCCGCCACAAUUCCACAGGCCAGGGCAACAUCUCAGUCAGCCUGGUACCACCUGUAAAGGCAGUGGAAUUCGACUUGGAGCGCCAGAGCGUAGUGUACCCAAAGGACUCCAAGAUCUUUAACUGCCGUGUGGACUACGAGAAGGUGGACCGCAGCAAGCGCACCUCGCUGUGCAAUUAUGACCCAUCCAAGACCUGCUUCCAGGAGCAGACCCAGAGCCAUGUGUCCUGGAUCUGCUCCAAGCCCUUCAAGGUCAUCUGCAUCUACAUCUCCUUCUACAGCACAGACUACCGGCUAGUGCAGAAGGUCUGUCCGGACUACAACUACCACAAUGAGAUGCCCUACCUUCCCUCUGGAUAGAAGGGAAUGGGUAAAGGGGGCAGAAAGACGGGGAUGGGAUUUGAGAAGAAGUGAGAAACAGUACAACCAAGGAGGAAGGGAUGAGGAGAAAAGAGCAUGAAAGUAUGAUGAGGAUGGAAGUAUUGAUAUGGGAGGUGUGGGUAUAUUUUAAGUUAUAGAAACGUUCUCUUCAGGGUAUAUACGGGACCUUUUAGGGAAUCGUACCUGUUCUGAAAAGACCCCUUUGCAAACAGAGCAUUUUUUCAUGGGAUUGUGUUUGAUCAUCUGUAAUAUUCCUAAGGUGAAUGUAAGGCAUUUUGCUCCUGUGAUAAAUGUCUUUAAAGAAACUCUCAAAAAAUCCUGACGAAUGUGACUGCAAAGCUCAACAUAUGCAAAUCAAGCUCUCUAGAGCAGGAAUGCGGGUGAGAGAGCAUCCUAACAUCGUAACAUGAGGCUUUGGUGACAGGCAACCCCCACCGGUGUGCUUUUUAUGCAUCAUCGGGCCUACAUCAGGGCAAGGUGACAUACAUAUCCAAGAAAUCAUAAAAACAAAGAACAAUUACUAUGUUGAUUUCAAUACGCCUACUAUGCAGAUGCUAGGGGUGGUGUUCAGGUUCCUGAGGACAAAAAGAAGUCUAUAUUUUCAGUGUAUAAUUCAGGUUGAACUCUCCAGAACAGCCAACAACAACAACAAUUUAGACACACAUGACCUCUGGGUAUCCUCAACUGCAAGUGUUCUCAAAGUAAAAGAGGAACGAGAAAAGAAGAAACGAUUAAGACAGUGGAGCAUGCAAAAACACAGCAAAGACAAAUGAAAGAGAGAGAAAAGGCAAAAGUGAGAGAGAGUUUAGGACGCUUUUUAAUUAAAUGUGAAGCAGAGAGAGAUGUUGAGUAUGAAUUGCAGCAUCCGCUCUAUUGUUCUAGCCAUAUGAGAUGCGGGGGAAAAAGAUUACAUUUUGUUGCUGACAGGACUCCUGAUUUCUCAGCAUGAUAAGUUACCCACAGAAUGCAAGAUUGUUCCAUCCUUUUCUGCUAGUGUCAGCCUGUAAUCUGUGAUUAAAAAGCAGAAUAUUAUCAUUUAGGACUUAUUUAAAGACUUUGUUCAAUGGAUUGGAUAGAUUCAGAUAUUCAUUUGGCCUGGGAAAUCUUUUGACGGGCCAAACUACUGCAUUAGACAAAUCAGCAGUCAACUUGACCUUCAAGUGAUUUAAUGACCAUUUCUGUUAAGGUCAUGUUGUAAUAAACAGAUUAACUUUGCUAGUGGGUGAGGAGGUCAGAAAAUGAAAGAGCAUAAAAAAAUAAAGGAAGGAAGGUGGGGGGAGGGGCGAUGGGAGACCGUAAAAGAACAGCUAUAGUGACAAGAAAUGCAGCUGUGACGGUCAGGGAGUUGACAAACAGAGAAGAAAGUGGUCAGGGGUAUUGAUUGAACACAGUGAAGAGGAUAGAUGUAGAAAAUGUGGGGGGGUAUGAGCAUGGCUUGAAUGAUGUUGCUAAAUGUAGUAACACUAGCGCAAUGUGGAACAUCAAAGCAUCAUGCUGUUUGAUUUAAUGGAAUGUUUAAAGAAAAAACAAAGAGAGAAGGAAAAGGUAAAUGGCAGUCUUUGUAUGAGUUUAUAACUAAAAGUAUAUCUUUCCUGAAGAGAAAGCCAGCAUGGUGUAUCCCCCUUAGGCCUGCGCAUUAGCACUGAUAUAAAGGCUGGAGUCUUGCUCAGUUAUGAAGCCUGUACCCAUUCCAUUUAUCUCAUUCUACUCCCUUUCCAUCCAACAUAAUCUCAUUAGGAACUGCUCAUGGAGCCAUUUUUCAAAUGUGUUAUUUGAGUGCUUAAAAAAUAACUCAAUCAAAUAUAACACCAGUCUUACUACUCUAUUCAGAUGCAAAUCAAUAAUUCUAACAGUCUUUUACUGUUUAUGCUCAAAUAGUGACAAUUUCCUCAUCCAGUUAGCCGGAUAACCCUUGUCUGGUAAUUCCUAUAUCAGAAGCACAGAUAUACAGAGAUAUACACACUAGGCCUGGUGUGGUAGGUCUGUUCUGGCCUGGUGCUGAACUGUGCUGUGGCUCUCAGGCGACUCUGGAGCCUGCAUCAUAAAUACACACUAAUCUAUUCCAGGUUAACUACACUCUAACCUCCUCCAGUUUAACUACACUCUAAUCUCCUCCAGUUUAACUACACUCUAACCUCCUCCAGUUUAACUACACUCUAAUCUCCUCCAGUUUAACUACACUCUAACCUCCUCCAGUUUAACUACACUCUAAUCUCCUCCAGUUUAACUACACUCUAACCUCCUCCAGUUUAACUACACUCUAAUCUCCUCCAGUUUAACUACACUCUAACCUCCUCCAGUUUAACUACUCUAACCUCCUCCAGUUUAACUACACUCUAAUCUCCUCCAGUUUAACUACACUCUAACCUCCUCCAGUUUAACUACACUCUAACCUC